Messenger RNA from Didymodactylos carnosus, 313 nucleotides. The record is from the annotation of a GenBank genome assembly. NCBI's taxonomy places the organism in Eukaryota, Metazoa, Rotifera, Eurotatoria, Philodinida, Philodinidae.
GCGUUUUUUAGAAUAGUUUUACUGCUAUCUUCUUUGAACUAGAAAACUUACACUUUUACGAGGAAAAAAACUGUUUUGCCGAUUUUUCUCACCAGUUCUUUGCCUAAAAAACUCUACAUAUUAAUCAAGUUACUUCGAGUAUUAAAUUCUUCUUUUUUCUGUUCUUGUUUUAGGAUCCAAAAUCGAUUGUAAAUUAGCAAAAGAUAAAUAUGAAAGUACAAACAUAGAAAGUGAAGAAGUUAUUAUGUACAAUAGCAGUAGUGAUGGAAGCAGCGCCGAUAAUGAUGACGACGAAGUACACUUAACGAAAUAG